GUUUUUCGCCUUAUGCUUGAAGUCAUAAAAUAUUUUGUGUUAUAUUGUUUAGGAAAUAUUAUUUUUUUAUGAUUGGGUGAAAAUGUAUCAUAGGCGUUUUAAAACUUCUUACUGCCAACACUGCUGAUGAGGCCUUUCCUAAAGUUAAGGUUUUCCUUGUAGUGUUAGUGCUAAUAUUUGAAAAUGGAAACUGUUUUUUAAACAAUAGAUAUAAAAAAAUUGUUUGUUUUUUAUUUAGGUUAUGUUAGUUUUACAGGCGCGAAAAAUUUUCACUCGUAUGGUUCACCAAGAGAAGGAUAAAUGAAGUAGUGUAUACGUAUUAUGAAAUUAAAAAUCGGCUGAAUUCUAUAUUUUGGUGGUUGUUAAUCGGUGCGAGAAAUAACACGAUUUUUGGUAUUUCGGUCGGCAUGAUCGAGAAAGCCUUUUGAUUAAAGUAUUUGAAGUAAUUGUAAUUAUAUAUAUUUUUUUUUGUUUUUUAAGUAAGAUAUCUAAACGUCAACAUGCUGGAAUUGGAAACAAGACUGAAAGAUAUAGUAGUUAAAUUGUUUGAAAUCAAUGCUUUGAAAUUUGGUGAUUUUAAAAUGAAAGUCGGUGUAAAUUCUCCAGUAUAUUUUGAUUUAAGAGUCGUGGUGUCUUAUCCAGAAUUGAUGGAGCAGAUCUCGGUCCUGCUGUGGGAGUUCUGCCAGGGCGAAGUGGCGUGCGACCACGUGUGCGGCGUGCCCUACACGGCCCUGCCCAUCGCGACGCUCAUCUCUUCUCGCUUCCGCAUCCCCAUGCUGAUCCGUCGCAAGGAGACGAAGCAGUAUGGCACGCGCAGGCUGGUGGAGGGCAGCUUCGCGCCCGGGGACCGCUGCGUCAUCGUGGAGGACGUGGUGACUAGCGGCUCCAGCAUCCUGGAGACCCGGCAGGACCUGCGGGCGGAGGGACUGAGCGUGACGCACGCCCUGGUGGUGGUGGACCGGCAGCAGGGCGGCGCCCAGGCGCUGCAGCAACACGGCCUCAGCAUGCUGUCCCUCCUCACGCUCUCCAAGAUAAUGCACAUCCUGUGUGAGGCUGGUCGCGUGGACCGAGCUGUGGUUGAGAGCGUGACCACCUACCUGUCCCGCACCCAGUUCGACGGCAGCAACUUUGCCCCCGCUCCGGAGAAACCACUGGCGGGGGCGGGGGAGGGCCGGCUGCGCAUGCCGCUGCAGGCCCGCGCAGAGCUGGCGCGGAGCCCCGUGGCGGCGCGCCUGCUGCGCCUCAUGGCGCGCAAGCAGACCACGCUGUGCGUGGCGGCGGACGUCACCACGGCCUCGGAGCUGCUGGAGCUUGCCGGCCAGGUGGGGCCCCACGUGUGCCUGCUCAAGACCCACGCCGACAUCCUGGGGGACUUCGGGGAGGCCGCGGUGGCCGGCCUGCUGCAGCUCGCGCGCCGGCACGACUUCCUGCUGCUGGAGGACAGGAAGUUCGCGGACAUCGGCCACGUGGUGCAGCUGCAGUACUCGCAGGGCCCGCACCGCAUCGCCAGCUGGGCGGACCUGGUGACGGCACACCCCGUGUCGGGGGAGGCCGUGCUCACCGGCCUGAGCGCGGCGCUGGCGGCGGUGGGGCCCGAGGUGCAGCGGGGCUGCUUCCUGGUCGCCGAGAUGAGCUCCCAGGGCCACCUGGCGUCCCCCGACUACCUGGCAGCGACGACGCAGCUGGCGGAGCGACAGGCGCGGCUGGUGUGCGGCCUGGUGUGCCAGUCGCCCGGCCUGCUGCGUGCGCCCGGACAGCUGCAGCUGACGCCCGGCGUGCGGCUGGAGACGGCCAGCGACGGCCUGGGCCAGUGCUACCACUCGCCCCGGGAGGCCGUGCUGGAGCGCGGGGCGGACGUGGCCGUGGUGGGGCGCGGCGUGACCCGCGCGGAGGACCCGGGGGCGGCCGCGCGCCGGUACCGCGACCUGCUCUGGGCCGCCUACCUGCAGCGCGUGGGCCUGCAGGCAGAGUGAGGCUGGCUGCUCGACACAAGGGUACCACAUAUCGAGGUUAUAUUUUCAUGAUGUGUUUUAAUAUUGACGUCCAGCUCACACAGUCAUGACAAUUUCUUACUUUAAUUUGACAAGUACGCUGCAGCCAGGGUUAAGCUGAAGUUUGUACCUACUUUUGGAUUGGUAAUUAAUGUUGGUGAUUUAAAUUAUUAUUUUAUAUAUUGACUUACAUGUUAAUGGUUGUUGGGUUAAUUUCCGGUCAAGUACGUUGGAAGGUUGAGAAAAUAAUAGUCAUUGAUUAAACCAUGUGUUUGCUGGUACCAAAUCUGUAUUCACUUACAUUUUUUUUUUAGCUUUGUGGGGAUUUAAAAUGUUAAACAGAAAAGCUUUGGAUUGUUGGUACAUACUGUAGAGCAAAAAAUGUACUGAUUUUGUUUGUGCUCAUAAUUGUAAUUUGAGUAUUGGUUACUAAACGUGUUAGUAAAAAGAUUCCAUUCAGGUCAUUCAGUGAGAAGGGAAUAAUUACUGCAAGGCAUAGCACAUGGCCAUGAAGUGCAGGUUUAUCGAUAUUUGAUACACACAACUACCAGGGACCAAGCAUAGCACAUUGACUGCAAUAGAUUGUGAGUUUGACUCUAAUACAACAGUGUAGUUAAAUUAAAAGUCAGUGAGUGUGCACUGAAAACAAAUCCUUCCAUGUACAUUUGUUACUAAUGUAGUAGUAAGCAGUUCCUGUCGUGUUCGCCCUGAAUCCAGUCUUGAGUCACGGUGUCGCGGUGACAUUGCUCGGCCAGUUGUGUAUUCGGCGAGGUGGCAGCCCUGCGGAGCAGCUGGAGUGACGAUAUUGGCCACACUGUGUGGCCAGUGCCUUAUAACAUGUACCUGUGUACAUGCUUAUUUAUUGUGUGAAGAUCUGUGAAGGAUGUGAUAUUGCUGCCUCAAUGCAUCUUAAGUGCCUUUAUAUCUUUACUGUAAGCCGUAUUAAAUCAUAGUUGUCCAGUAUUUUAUAAAACAAAAGUCUUUGAAUAUUGUUAAUUGUUGGUAGCUUGUAUAUGUAUUUUUCAUAUAGUGUUAGUUUUUUCCUUCUUUUAUAGUUUUUAAUUUUUGAUUGUAAUGUUGUGUUGUAUAAUUUUAAUGAAGAGUGACAUUUUAUCUAAUUCAAGUGUACAACAUUCCACUGAGUUUUAAGUUUAUUAUACAUUAAAUUUAUAAUACAUUUUACUACA
Messenger RNA from Bacillus rossius redtenbacheri, 3178 nucleotides. RefSeq names its product uridine 5'-monophosphate synthase (gene r-l). The record is from RefSeq and is a predicted model, not a curated record. Gene Ontology annotation, biological process: 'de novo' UMP biosynthetic process; 'de novo' pyrimidine nucleobase biosynthetic process. The transcript is spliced from 7 exons. NCBI's taxonomy places the organism in Eukaryota, Metazoa, Arthropoda, Insecta, Phasmatodea, Bacillidae. Gene Ontology annotation, molecular function: orotidine-5'-phosphate decarboxylase activity; orotate phosphoribosyltransferase activity. Bases 501 to 1973 code for a protein of 490 amino acids.